AUGCGAGAAUACAAAAUUGUUGUGUUGGGAAGUGGCGGUGUUGGGAAAAGUGCAUUGACCGUUCAGUUCGUGCAAGGGAUCUUUGUCGAGAAAUAUGAUCCAACAAUCGAGGACAGCUAUCGAAAGCAAGUUGAAGUGGACGGACAGCAGUGCAUGCUGGAGAUUCUCGAUACGGCCGGAACUGAACAAUUCACGGCAAUGCGUGAUUUGUAUAUGAAGAAUGGCCAAGGUUUUGUACUGGUCUAUUCAAUAACAGCACAAUCGACGUUCAACGAUUUAAUGGAUCUUCGGGAGCAAAUUCUCAGAGUGAAAGACACUGAAGAUGUGAGUUUCGUUUAA
Messenger RNA from Anisakis simplex (herring worm), 339 nucleotides. Lineage: Eukaryota; Metazoa; Nematoda; Chromadorea; Rhabditida; Anisakidae. The record is from the annotation of a GenBank genome assembly.